CCAAACCUGCGCGGUUAUUAACAUCAUGGAGAAUCUUACAGAGUAUCCCGAAUAUUACAUUGGUUCAUCCGAGUCGGAUGUCGACUAUAACUGGUACGAAGACCUGUUUGGCGCCGAGUAUUCUUUUCCCCUUCAUAACAAAACGGCGGAGGAGCAUGUCCUUCCGGACAGAUUAACCGGAGCGGAGACAGAUCCGGACGUUUCUAUCUUCAUGAAAGCCAUCCUGGGAUUGGUCUACACGCUGACCAUGAUCACAUGUGGCGGGAUUAACCUAAUUCUGAUCUACGUCAUCAUUCAGUACAAGAAGAUGCGGAACAUGACGAACAUGUUGAUCGCUAAUCUGGCCAUGUCGGAUUUUCUCAUGGCGGUCAUCUGUGUGCCAUUUGUGAUGGACUACUAUAUCGUCCAGUCCCGCGUGUGGACUCACGGACAGACGGCCUGUGCAGCGGUCAACUACACCAAGACCAUGUCUCUGUACAUGUCUACCAACGCACUACUGGUCAUCGCUAUCGACAGGUACUUGGUGAUCUGCCAUCCCAGUAUCACACGACUGACAGGGAAAGGAGCGGCUGGUGUGGUUGCCUUGGCUUGGCUGGCGGCCAUCUUGUUCGCGGUGCCUGCUGGGAGAUAUUCAGUCGUCAUCCCAUACCCCACGGCUGAGCGUGUCUUUUGUGGUCAACUCUGGCCAAUACAUGAAAAACAGAGGUACCGAGUAUAUUACUUGUCGGUGUUUGUCCUGGAGUUCGCCCUGCCAGUGUUGAUAAUGAUCUUCUGCUACAGCUGCAUCCUGAAGAAGGUGUGCUGCCGCCGGAUCCCGGGCCAUCAGACAAGCCUGCAGGCAUCAGCAGUUGCCAAGUCCCGUCUGAAGGCAGUUCGUAUCCUGGUUGUCAUCCUGGUUCUGUACAUCGUGUGCUGGGGACCGUACCAUGGGGUUACGAUCAUCAGGGACUACUACCCGGAAAUGCUCUCCAUGUCCUCUUUCAACAACUCCCUGAUGUACACAGUCGAGGCUCUGGCCAUGGGCAACAGCAUGAUGGACACAUUUGUCUACAUAGCUCUGAAUGAAAACAUCCGCUCAACCAUGAAGCACGCUCCUCGCGACAUUCUGCAGAACUACAGGCAGUGGCGCGGACGGAAGGUUCGUCCGUGCAUCAGGAGCUUCGCCACUAACAUCGCCAUGUCGCCGGCCGGGUCGCAGAGGUCCAUGCGGAAUGUUGGUUUGACCUUCAUAGCGCCAGUGAAGGGCGCUCGGAGGUCGCCACGUCAUGAUGUCAUGGCGACUACGUCGGAAACGGAGAUCUUGGAGUGAACAUUACAUCCGACAGUCAUCAUAGAAUGCAAGGCUUUCUGACACGUGAAAGACAAUAAAACACAUGAACUGUAUUCAUGGAUGAAAGCAGUUGAUGAGAUUUUGGUAGUCUAGUGUUCACGCUAUGGUCGACAUCCAACGGAUUAUCAUAACUUCAAAAUCUGGGGCAGUUUGUAACGUUAGCAACACAAUUAACGUUAAUACAAAAUACUUUGUAAACGUGUGCUCUAUGACAAAUGGUUGGCAUGUAAUGAUAUGGUAUGUCUUGUGUCUGGAAAUGAUUUUACCCUUUUUUUCAAAUUUUGUCUAUUGGGUCGAGCUCAGAAUCGCACGUUUCACCUUCACGGCUCCUGGUUUCUGUAAUUGACAUUCUACGUUAAAAACGAACUACAGCUGGACAUAGAUUGAAGAUAAAUGUAGCCUGGUUGACUAAUCUUCACAAACGUGUACCGCUGGACAUGUACAAUGUGAACCCCUUCACUGAUCCAACUGCACUCGCGCAGGCCAAAUGUAAAUACUCCUGGGACAUUAACAAGACAAGUCAGGACAUUGUUAUGCAAACCGACCGACGGAGGCUGAACAAAUCUGGAUGUAUAUAAAACACGAAACACGAACUCUUCACAAGUCAGCUCUUUAUCUACGUACAUGCACAGUUUGAUUUGCGAAAUGGCUGGUUCACUUACAAACCUGUAAACAACUUCUCUGUUGUUGAUUUUGUCUCCCGACGCCUGUAUACAGCUCUACAUAUUCAUUAUCAUAUGUAACGUUAAGUACGGUGCAAUAGUAUAAGAUCGUUCACCAUUCCGAGUACGCAUGCACAGUGAAAUUGCGGGUCCAGAGGCAGUAACAAACACACAUUGUUAUGCAAAUCGAAGCAAUUGUCCAGACGAGAACUGUCAGGAAGCCAUGAGCAGUCACCUUUGACAUGUUACCCACAUUUCAUGUCGCUACUCAACCGACAUUGCAACUGGAGAUCUCCACUCGUCAAGUGAAACAUAAGCGUGCGAUAUCCAGUGUAACGUUAUAGCUAUCAUUACUUUAAUUAACAUGAUAAAGCUGGUAUAUCAAGGUAUAGCCGGUAAUAUACUUAUCACCAUUUUGGUAGAUUCCAUUUUAAUUCACAAUAAGCGUUCCAUAGAGCGGAUUCAACUUUAGUUUAUGUACUUACAAGACUUAUAGUACAACAUUGAUAGUGAGCUUUUGAUGACCUUUUACAUCCAUGGAAGUAGAAACAUAGUUAUAAUUAUAAUUAUGAUAGAAUGUGAUAUGAUACCGCAAACCCACCAUUUAUUUGAGCUGUUCUGUGUCAUACUAUUGUAUUACAAAACCAACUAACACCUGUUAAUAUAUGCUUUAGUACACUUUAGGAAAAUAUUUAUAUGUAAUAUAUUUGAAUGCAC
Branchiostoma floridae (Florida lancelet) is the source of this 2709-nucleotide messenger RNA. RefSeq names its product prokineticin receptor 2-like. Gene Ontology annotation, cellular component: membrane. Gene Ontology annotation, molecular function: neuropeptide receptor activity. The record is from RefSeq and is a predicted model, not a curated record. Bases 26 to 1309 code for a protein of 427 amino acids. Gene Ontology annotation, biological process: neuropeptide signaling pathway. Lineage: Eukaryota; Metazoa; Chordata; Leptocardii; Amphioxiformes; Branchiostomatidae. The transcript is spliced from 4 exons.